This is a messenger RNA of Trichoderma virens Gv29-8, 795 nucleotides long. RefSeq lists its product as uncharacterized. Gene Ontology annotation, molecular function: calcium ion binding. Gene Ontology annotation, cellular component: cytoplasm. NCBI's taxonomy places the organism in Eukaryota, Fungi, Ascomycota, Sordariomycetes, Hypocreales, Hypocreaceae. The coding region runs from base 47 to 559 and encodes 170 amino acids. The transcript is spliced from 5 exons. The record is from RefSeq and is a predicted model, not a curated record.
CCAAAAUCCUCCUUUCAUUUAAUCCCUUGGAUUCACAACCGCCGCCAUGCUUAUCUACAAGGACAUCAUCACCGACGACGAGAUCAUCUCGGACUCGUAUGACCUCAAGUUGGUCGAUGGCAUCGUCUACGAGGCCGACUGCGCCAUGAUCACCGAGGGCGCCGUCACCGUCGACACCGGUGCCAACGCUUCCGCUGAGGAGGCCGAGGAGGGUCUUGAGGAUGCCGAGGUCAAGGUCAACAACAUCGUCCACUCUUUCCGUCUCCAGUCCACCAGCUUCGACAAGAAGGGUUACCUCGCCUACCUCAAGGGCUACAUGAAGGCUGUCAAGGCCGGUCUCCAGGCCAAGGGUGCUCCCGCUGAGGAGAUCACCGCUUUCGAGAAGGGUGCCCAGACCUACGUCAAGGAGAAGCUGCUGCCCAACUUCAAGGACUUCGAGUUCUACACUGGCGAGUCCAUGAACCCCGACGGAAUGAUCGUCCUCCUCAACUACCGUGAGGAUGGUGUCACCCCCUAUGUUGUUGUCUGGAAGCACGGUCUCUCUGAGAUGAAGGUCUAAGUGCUUUUUUUUAUCAUUGUCCGGAGCCUCGGGCUCUCCAGAUUGUGAGGGCCAAGAUCCUUUUUUCAUAAAAUAAGAGGAAGAUACAUUGGAGAGAGAUGGAAUGGAGGAACCAAAGUUACGAGUCACAUUUUGCGUUUUACUCGGCGCAUGGCAUAUAUCCCUAAAAGCCUCAUAGCUGGAGAAACAAGCGGCAGACGAUUUAAACAAUACAAAAAAAAAGUUGCUGAUCCAAG